Molecule: messenger RNA, 621 nt
Organism: Drosophila biarmipes
Lineage: Eukaryota; Metazoa; Arthropoda; Insecta; Diptera; Drosophilidae
Exons: 2
Coding region: 94-516 (140 amino acids)
Source: RefSeq, a predicted model, not a curated record
AUUUCUUUAUCUGUAACAGCAGUCCUUGACCCAAAUAUCCGUACAUAAAUCAACAAAACCGAGUGAGAUAUUCGACGAGCAACAAGGUAAAAUAUGAACUGGAAUCUUCUUAUUUGCUGCCUGCUCGGCCACUCUUUCGUUAUAGCGAUCGAGGCCAACUGCCUGCGGGGCACGGGCCACAUGUGGCAGCUGAAGCCUCCCACCGGCUCGACCAGCUGCAAUCGACCGUCAUUACUGCCCAGAAACGCAACGGCAAGGUCUGCAGUCGACACGGCAGGAGAUUCAAUGGGCACAGCAGUUCCGGGGGUCGGAGGAACCCCCGCUGCCCGUCCUGCGCUGGUGCUGGCCAACUACGUCUACGAGUGCGCCAGUCGCCGGGAAUCGAGCAGUUGCAGCAAGCAGCCGGAGCCGGAAUCGAAGCAGGAAUCCGAAUCCGGACCGGAGCCGGAGGUUCCUAAGCCCCGGACUGUGACACUGGCAGCCGGCGCACUGGAAGGCCCCGGGUCAGAUGGGUGAGAUGGGAUUUGCAGGGGAUUAAUGCAGCCGAUGCGAUGGGUUUUGCAAGCCCGCCAUAUACACAUUUGCAUAUAUUUCAUAGAGCAAUAAAGUUAGCCAAGCCAA